AUGCCGGUAGCCGGCAUGCUAAUAGACAGGGCAGCAGGACACACGAUACUCAGUUUCCUCGACGCACACUCUGGAUAUAACCAAGUUCCAAUCAGCAAAGAGGACAUCUCCAAAACAGCCUUUCGAUGCCCCGGGCCGAUCGGAGCCUGGAGUGUUUUGCUGAGAGGAAAAGAGGCCGAUGAGUGGAUAUGGACGGACGAGCAACAGAGGGUGUUCGACGAUUUGAAAGGUUACUUGGCAAAACCUCCGGUUAUGACCCCUCCAAAGCCGAAUAAGCCGUUGUUACUAUACCUAUCGGUUGCACGCGAAUCCCUAGGAUGUAUGCUAGCCCAAGAGGACGAUGGGGUCGAGAGAGCAGUCUACUAUUUGAGCCGAGGACUGACGGACACAGAAAUUCGCUAUACCGACAUAGAAAAAAUGUGUCUAUGCCUGUACUUCACAUGCUGCAAGCUGCGAUACUAUAUGUUGCCGGUCGUAGUGUACGUAUUGUCCCAGACCGAUAUCAUUAAGUAUAUCUUAUCGAAGCCAUACCUGAGGAAUCGGAUUGGAAAAUGGGCGAUUGAUAUGUCCGAAUUUACGUUGGUGUAUGUUCCCCAAAGAGCAGUAAAAGGACAAGUGUUGGCAGAUUUCUUGGCCGAUCACCCUGGUAUUACCCUCAAGGAAGAAACAGUCACGUUCUGCGACGUCGCCACAUGGGAGAUGUGGUUCGAUGGGUCCAGGACAAGCCAGGGGGCAGGCGCAGGAGUACACAUCGUCACACCCUUGGGGGCAUCCUACCAGUUGUCAUUCAGACUCCAGUUCGAAUGUACCAACAAUCAGGCAGAAUACGAAGCCCUAAUUUUUGGCCUUGAAAUCCUUGCCGAACUGGGGGCAAAAACAAUCAACGUCAAAGGCGAUUCGUUGUUAGUCAUUAAACAAGUAACUGGGGAGUUCAAAUGCGAAUCCGAACUGCUGGUGAGGUAUUGCAAUAAGGCAAAGCAUCUCAUCGAAGGCUUUCAGGACACAAGGAUGGAAUACACAGAGAGAGCCGAUAAUGUUGUCGCGAAUGAUUUAGCCCAGCACGGUAGUGGGUACAAAACGAAUCUCUGCUUGGACACAAUAGAAAGAGACAUGCCGAAUCUACAUACUGGGGGCAUCACCAUCGACGAAAGAAUAUUUUCGGCCUACCAACUUGAUGUUAACCAAGAUUGGAGAAUUGAAGUCCUGAAUUGGUUCGAGAAGCCAGACCAUACGAAUAGUAGGUUGAGAACCUUGGCACUAAACUAUGUAGUUCUAGCGAGCGAACUAUAUAAAAAGGGCUUUGAAGGGCUACUCUUCAGAUGUAUCGGGCCUAAAGAAGCAAUGCUAGCAAUGGCCGAAGUUCACGAAGGAAUAGCCGGUGCGCACCAAGCGGGCCCUAGAAUGAGAUGGUUAAUCCACAAAUAUGGCUUCUAUUGGCCGAAGAUGGAACUGGACUGCAUAAGAUACGCAAAGGGGUGCGAAGCUUGUCAGAAAGCUGGCCCUAUACAACAUGUCCCGGCCGAGGAACUACACUCCAUCAUCAAGCCAUGGCCGUUUAGAAAAUGGGCGGUCGACCUCAUAGGGAAAAUAUAUCCUGGCUCGUCUGACGGCCGCACUUUCGUUAUCAUCGCCACUUGCUAUUUCACUAAGUGGGUCGAGGCCAAACCCUUGAAGUCACCAACACAAGAAGCUGUGAUCAAAUUCUUCAAAGAAUAUAUCGUCCACAGACAUGGAUUACCCGAAUCAAUAACCACUGACCAGGGGACGAUGUUCACAGGAGGCGAUAUAGUUUGGUGGGCUUCUCAGAUGAAGGUAAAAAUGUUACAUUCAACACCAUACUACGCCCAAGCCGACGGACAGGCCGAAGCCACGAACAAAGCGAUCAAGCUUAUAGUUCAGAAAAUGAUUGAAGAAAACCCGAGAUAA
Messenger RNA from Mercurialis annua (annual mercury), 1926 nucleotides. RefSeq lists its product as uncharacterized. The record is from RefSeq and is a predicted model, not a curated record. Gene Ontology annotation, molecular function: nucleic acid binding; RNA-DNA hybrid ribonuclease activity. The coding region runs from base 1 to 1926 and encodes 641 amino acids. NCBI's taxonomy places the organism in Eukaryota, Viridiplantae, Streptophyta, Magnoliopsida, Malpighiales, Euphorbiaceae. The transcript has 2 exons. Gene Ontology annotation, biological process: DNA integration.